Molecule: messenger RNA, 1299 nt
Organism: Prorocentrum cordatum
Lineage: Eukaryota; Dinophyceae; Prorocentrales; Prorocentraceae
Source: the annotation of a GenBank genome assembly
AUGAGGCCCGACCUGGCAAGCAUGCUGGAGAGACUCCGCCGCGAAGCGGACAUCCUGUUCUCGCUUCAGCACCCGAACAUUGUGAGGCUUUUCGACGUCGUGGAGACACCCGACUGCCUGUACUUGGUGAUGGAGCUGGUAGAGGGCGGCGACCUCUUCGAGCACAUCGCCAGACAUAGGAGGCUGGGCGAGCCGGAGGCGCGGUACGUGUUCCUCCAGCUCGUCGAGGCCCUGCACAUCCACUCCAAAGGAGUGGUGCACCGCGAUCUCAAGCCCGACAACAUCCUCGUGGAUAGGGCCAGCAGCUGCGAGGGCCGCCCGCACGUGAAGGUCUCGGACUUUGGGCACUCCAAGCUGAUCGACGACGGCUGGGCGGUGGCCGUCACGCAGGUGGGCACGCCGCAGUACUGGGCGCCCGAGGUCAGGGACCCCAGCAGGCGCGGACACGGCUACGACGAGAGGGUGGACCUGUGGAGCCUCGGAGUCGUGCUGUACGUCAUGCUGGAGGGGACCUACCCCUUCGAGAGCGACGCCCUCGACAAGGCCAAGGCCUCGUUGAUCCAGUUCGCGCGGGGCUGCAGCCGCCAGGCCAGGGAGCUCGCCCUCGGCCUGAUACAGGUGAGGCCCGAGGACCGCCUCGCCCUCGAGGCGUGCUCAAGGCACGCCUGGGUGCGGGAGGACUCGGGGCCCUUGGCCAAGCUGCUGCAGGUCCGAAAGGGCAGCGCGGCGGCGUGCGAGGCGGAGGAGCGCUUCCGCCUCGCUGGGGAGCCCGCCGACCUGGCCCAGCUGCGCGCGGACCUGCGGCAGUUCACGCUGACCCACAAGUCCGCGGCGGUGCCGACCAGGGCCGAGGUGGUGGUGACCUGGGCGGCCGACCUGGACGAGCCGCAGAGGGCUGGCGCGCGGGAGGAGCUGCGGAGGCUGCUCGCGUGGAACUGCCGCGGAGCUGCCGCCGCGCCCGAGGGCGGCGCCGGCUCUGUGGCCUCCGCGCCCGCGCCAGGCCCCGUGCACGGCCGCGCCAGCGCUGGCCGGCGGGCGGGCGAGAAGAGGAGGCUGCUGACGAGCACCGUGCGCGUGCGCCCGGACCUCGGCGCCGGACUCGAGCGGAGGGCUUCGCCGAGGAGCCGUGGCGUGCGGGUGCUCCAGGCGACGGGGCAGUACAACCUCGUGGCCGGCGACCUCAUUGUCAGCAUCAACCAAGUCAGCCUCGGCAGCCUGUCGGGCGAGGACCUGGAGAGGACCUUCGAGGCGAACCUCCGCGACGGUGCCGCACUGUCCUUCUGGCGCAGGGCUGGGUGA